Molecule: messenger RNA, 2184 nt
Organism: Dufourea novaeangliae
Lineage: Eukaryota; Metazoa; Arthropoda; Insecta; Hymenoptera; Halictidae
Gene: Sam-S
Product: S-adenosylmethionine synthase
Exons: 9
Coding region: 319-1533 (404 amino acids)
Biological process (GO): S-adenosylmethionine biosynthetic process
Cellular component (GO): cytosol
Molecular function (GO): methionine adenosyltransferase activity; ATP binding
Source: RefSeq, a predicted model, not a curated record
GUGCCAAAGGGAUCACGUGACACGAUCUCACCCGAAUCGGCCACCGUACCGACCGAGGUUAUAAAUAUCUGCGGCCAGGAAGCGGGGAGUCUUAUACUUUCUACAUUGUACCAUAGUUCGUUCGCUCCGCGCUCCCUGUUAUUACGUUCGGUGCUGUGCUGGUGUAGUAUUCGUUCGCGCGAGAUCAAAGUAGGGUGCACGGAUCGAACAGUCUACCACAGCCAAUUCCAUCAAUCAAAGAAGUCGAAUCAGUAACCAAAGUCACCGCACGUGACCAGAGCUCAGCUGAACGAGAAGACCCCAACUACCAGAAGGAAAAUGCCGGAGACCGCUCACCACAUGAACGGAUACGCGAAUGGGCACACACCGCCUGAGUUGCAACAGGACACCAGUUUUCUCUUCACCUCGGAGUCCGUCGGCGAGGGCCACCCAGACAAAAUGUGCGACCAAAUAAGUGAUGCCAUUUUGGAUGCACACUUAAAGCAAGAUCCUAAUGCAAAAGUGGCUUGUGAAACUGUAACAAAAACUGGAAUGAUACUGUUGUGUGGUGAAAUUACAUCAAAAGCUGUGGUAGAUUAUCAAAAAAUUGUACGUGACACGGUCAAACACAUUGGCUACGAUGACUCUUCGAAAGGAUUCGAUUGGCGUACGUUGAACCUUUUGGUGGCAAUCGAACAACAAUCUCCAAAUAUCGCUGAUGGUGUUCAUGUGGACAGGGAAGAGAAGGACGUGGGUGCAGGUGAUCAGGGUCUGAUGUUUGGAUACGCGACAGACGAAACAGAUGAAUGUAUGCCAUUGACUGUAGUGUUGGCGCACAAGUUAAAUCAAAAGAUUGCAGAACUGAGGCGAAGUGGCGAAUUGUGGUGGGCAAGGCCUGAUUCAAAAACACAGGUUACUUGCGAAUAUGUCAUGGAUCAUGGUGCUUGUGUACCCAUCAGAGUUCACACAGUCGUCGUAUCCCUGCAACACAGUGAAAAAAUUGGUUUGGAGGAACUACGUAAAGCAGUUAUGGAAAAAGUUAUUAAAGAAGUAAUUCCAGCUAGGUACUUGGACGACAGAACAGUGUUCCAUGUUAAUCCUUGUGGAUUAUUCAUUAUUGGAGGACCACAGAGUGAUGCUGGUCUUACUGGACGUAAAAUAAUAGUAGACACUUACGGCGGUUGGGGAGCUCAUGGAGGUGGUGCAUUUUCUGGAAAAGAUUUUACAAAAGUUGAUAGAUCUGCUGCUUACGCAGCAAGAUGGGUGGCUAAGUCUUUGGUGAAAGCUGGUUUAUGCAGACGCUGCCUUGUACAGGUUUCAUACGCCAUUGGAGUUGCAGAACCACUUUCAAUCACAGUCUUCGACUAUGGUACAUCUAAACUAUCUCAAAAUGAACUUUUAGAUAUUGUUAAUAAAAAUUUCGAUUUACGGCCAGGAAAAAUUGUCAAAGAACUGAAUCUCCGUAAUCCAAUAUAUCAACAAACCAGCACAUAUGGGCAUUUUGGGCGGGAGGGCUUCACUUGGGAGCAGCCAAAGACACUAAUUCUCGAUUGAUGAGAGCAUAAAUUUUAAAUCAGUCCACUGUUCCUUGAGGAACGUGUAAUUUGCUCUCAAUUAAUCGUGUAUAUCUCGUAAAACAUUAUCCGAGAUUUUCCGACCUCCGCGCUACAUUUGCAAAGUCCAUCAAUUCCUUUUGCCAACUUAGCAAACUAGCAGGAAAAGUGACCACUAGUUUAUCCACACCAUGAGGUACGUUGUAUUAUGUGGUACAGUACAAAUUUCGUUGAUCCAGCAUACCAGCCGAGGAGAGUCAUUUUUCCGUUACUCCUUCGACAAAAGAGUCAGUUAAACAACUACCAACCUCUAAGGUAUUAAAACUUUAUCGACAAAGGGAAAGAUGAACUAAAGCCUGAGUCUGUUGGCUCACUAUGGCUACAAGUGGUGUGUGUUGGAAGUAAAUUUACGAAAAGAACAAUAAAUACAACGAAAGACGUUGAAGCAUUUGAAAAAUGUAUAAAUUGGUACCAUCUUGAGAUGAAAAAGUUCUCUCAGAUUUUUAGCGGUAUUAGUACUUUGCGAAUGUACGUGAAAGACCAGUUUGCUUUCAGUCAGUGUUACGUUUACCUUUCCCAGCAGUUUAAGUGUAACCAUGGGCUUUCAUGUACGUUUCGCUUUCACUAGAAUUAUUAAUCGUUCGAGUGCAAA